GCAUGGAGGGGUGACACGUGGAGUUUUGUGGUACGUCCAAACCUGAUCCCUCAUAUUAUCCAUGCAAAAACCGGAGAGAUGGAAUUAGUAUAAAACCCCAAUGAAAACUCCGACGACUGAUCACAUCAACCUCUUCCACCGUUGUGGUGAUCAAUGUCUGCAACAGCCGCCGCAUUUACACCCAAUUUCAACACUCCAUCUCUCAAGAAACCCUCCGCCACCGUUCCCACUUGUAUUGCAAGGCUGAGCAACACCUCAUCAUCCUCCACACCUCCUCCUUCUACUCCAAGCCUCAUCCGUAAUCAGCCCGUUUUUGCUGCCCCAACUCCGAUCAUCACCCCCACUUGGAGAGGAGACAUGGGAAACGAAUCGUAUGAGGAGGCCAUUGCUGCACUUAAAAAACUUCUAAGUGAGAAGGGAGAGUUGGCACCUGUGGCUGCAGCAAAAAUUGAUGCAAUCACAGCUGAGCUUCAAACACCAAACUCCAAACCAGCAUUUGACCCUGUUGAGAGGAUCAAAACUGGAUUUGCGAAAUUCAAGACUGAAAAAUAUAUAACUAAUCCAGCUUUGUAUGAUGAACUUUCAAAAGGCCAGAGCCCAAAGUUUAUGGUGUUUGCAUGCUCAGACUCCCGGGUUUGCCCAUCACACGUGUUGGAUUUCCAGCCUGGCGAGGCAUUUGUUGUCCGUAAUGUAGCCAACAUGGUUCCUCCAUUUGACAAGGUUAAAUAUGCUGGAGUAGGAGCUGCUGUUGAGUAUGCAGUUCUGCAUCUCAAGGUGGAGCAAAUAGUUGUAAUUGGACAUAGCCGUUGUGGUGGGAUCAAGGGUCUAAUGACCUUCCCAGACGAAGGACCUCACGUUACUGAUUUCAUCGAGGACUGGGUCAAAGUUGCUCUCCCUGCAAAGUCAAAGGUGAAAGCAGAGCAUACCAGUUCAACUCUUGAUGAUCAAUGUGUAACCUGUGAAAAGGAGGCAGUCAAUUUGUCUCUUGCAAACCUGUUGACUUACCCAUUUGUAAGAGAUGGACUAGUGAAGAAAACACUGGCACUUAAGGGUGGACACUAUGACUUUGUUAAUGGGACAUUUGAGCUGUGGGGACUUGAUUUUGGACUUUCUCCUACUACUUCUGCUUGAUUGAUAUUCACACUUGUAUUUUAUAUAAUUCCAUCUUUACCCUUCACUCUUUUGUUCCACUUGAAUUUCACCUACCAUCUCUACUUGUAAUAAUUCUGGUCUUUCAAGUUUGAACCUCUUCUGAUAUAAUAAAUCAAGUCUUUGAUAUGUAUGCAUAUGCUUAAUCUAUCAUUUCUUAUAUUAAUUAUAUUUCGGAAUGAUUUUUCUAUGCAUAAUAGGACACUGCUAAUUUAGGCGAGAUUAACCAAAAUUUAGAAAUUAUGCCUAACUAACUAAAAUCUCCUACCUAAAGAUAGCAUGUGGAAAUAUCUCAUUUCAUGCUAUUUACAUUACAAAUUAAAUAAAGGGUUAAAUAUCAUAAAAAAACAACCUUAUAUUUUGGGUUUUUCCGGAUUAAACCUCAACUUUAACUUUUUCUUAAAAUAGACCUUGCAUUUUUUCAUUUUUUCCGAUUUGACCCUUUUAGUAGGUUUACUAGUAAUCUUCUGGUUUUACACAUUUUUUUCCAGAAAAAUCCUCAAAAAAAAAAAAAUUUCCGAAAACCCUCUCAGAUUUUUACUUUUUCUCCAAAAAAAUCCAUCAAUUUGUUUCUCGAAAAUUGUCAAAUAUGAGGGGGUUUUUUAGAAAAAAAAAAAAA
Lactuca saligna is the source of this 1768-nucleotide messenger RNA. Lineage: Eukaryota; Viridiplantae; Streptophyta; Magnoliopsida; Asterales; Asteraceae. The record is from the annotation of a GenBank genome assembly.